AUGGAUCAAGCGCUCACAUGCUCGAGCGGCUACGUCCAGCUCGGGUCGGUGCGCCGGCUGUGGUACACGCUGUGUGUGUGCUGUAGCUGCAUUGGUGUCGCGUAUGUCUCGGCACGACAGAGAGCGACGACGCCAUCGUCGCUCUUCCUCUCGUCGGCCGGAAAGUACAUGCUUCGAACGCACAAGUACAACGGACUCGACUACAUUGACAAGGCGUCUGGCCUCAUGGCCGGCCUCGUCUCGCUCCAAUGGCACGCCCACGGCUUCUACGUCUUUGAUAUCAAAAAGUGGCGCUUCCUGUACGUCGCGUCGCCCGAAGCCCCGGGUCGAUUCGCCCACGCGAUCCCGCUGCGGCAUUGA
Messenger RNA from Saprolegnia parasitica CBS 223.65, 360 nucleotides. RefSeq lists its product as hypothetical. Bases 1 to 360 code for a protein of 119 amino acids. Lineage: Eukaryota; Oomycota; Saprolegniomycetes; Saprolegniales; Saprolegniaceae. The record is from RefSeq and is a predicted model, not a curated record. The transcript has a single exon.